AUGGGCUUCUAUAACCGGCCUGCACUGGCACGAGGCCAGGAGGCGUACUGGACGACAAGAGCCGACAACUCUAGCAAUGGCCAUCAUGGUCAGCCGGUGCCUUCGACCCCAUUUAUCUCGACUCAUCCAUAUCAUGGAACGGCUCCCACGCUGCCCCCUGUGCGCUCGCUUCUCCUCCACGGGGCCCACGCACGAGGCCGCCAGGUCCACAGUACCCAUGGAUCCUGGAAAAAAAUAUCCAACCGCAUAGCCAAAUGCGACUGCUGCGAGAACCGCUGCUCCGGUGUUGGGCAGCAGUGCACUGACUGCGGCGCCAAUGUCUGCCACGCCUGCGCCGUCUCGGGCAGGUGGCUGGGCAUGGGCAACCACCACAUGAAUCUCUCCGCCCUAGACUGGAGUCUAGCGCCGUCCAAAAAGAGUAGGCCAGUACAAACCGGUAGCUACGCGAAGGGGGCCACGAGCGCUACCGCGACAUCAGCAGGUCGAGGCAAGCGAGCGCGACCAAAUGCCACCCACACUGGCGCCCGCCCUUCCAAGCGAAAGGCUUCAGGGCCGGCGGCCACAUCUAGCCAGGAGGGACCCCUGAAUCAGACGGCGAAGCGUUCGAAGAUCUCUGACAAGGUGACGGAAUACAACGCCGAUGCGGGUGCCGCCGACCACCACUGGCCGGCCGAGCUGGGCCGCUUCCCCGACUGGCUCCUCGAUCCGACGCCAUCGACCACCUCAUCGGGGUCUGUGACCGUCGCGGCGGCGGCCGACUCGCCUCGCCUCGCGGCGGCGACGACUCUACAGCGCAUGAAGAGCAUGCACGACCCGCCGCCGGGAAAUAUUGCGACCGGCGACAAGGGCAAGAAGGAGGUGGAGGGUUACAAUAUCGACCCGAUGCUCUCGGCCGGCAGCCAGGACACCUCGAUGCUUCGCACCGGUUGUAGCGCUUGGCGCUGGGAGAUUUAA
Phialemonium atrogriseum is the source of this 954-nucleotide messenger RNA. RefSeq lists its product as uncharacterized. The record is from RefSeq and is a predicted model, not a curated record. The coding region runs from base 1 to 954 and encodes 317 amino acids. The transcript has a single exon. NCBI's taxonomy places the organism in Eukaryota, Fungi, Ascomycota, Sordariomycetes, Cephalothecales, Cephalothecaceae.